Messenger RNA from Lytechinus variegatus (green sea urchin), 1852 nucleotides. RefSeq lists its product as uncharacterized. The coding region runs from base 162 to 1106 and encodes 314 amino acids. NCBI's taxonomy places the organism in Eukaryota, Metazoa, Echinodermata, Echinoidea, Temnopleuroida, Toxopneustidae. The transcript has 4 exons. The record is from RefSeq and is a predicted model, not a curated record.
GGUGCACUGAUGCGGAGAAUUCGUCUUGUCAUCGUGGAUGAAGAAGCGUCAUCGCGAAACGGGGAAACCGUUCAAGAUUUAGAUUCAAAUGACCAUUUCUGCUUGAACUAUCGAGAUCGUAGGUGUUCCGACGAAGCCCCGAGGUAUCACAAACUGUCGCUAUGUCUGCUGAGAGAAAGCCAUUCCGAGUGAUAAUGUGGUGCGUUCCACGGUCUAUAUCAACAGCACUGACAAAGUGUUUCAGCUGGAUUGAUAAUACAAAGAUAUGGUUUGAACCUUACUGCCUAGCCUUCAUUCAAGACUACGCCAUGAAGUCUAUGGGUGUUACGUUGCCAGCCAAAGCUGCCGACCUUAGUCCAGAUUUCGUCUCACAGCUAAACGCUGCUACGAAAGGAACUCCUCUGGAAAACAGACUGAAACCAGAGGUGAUGGAUCUAUCAAUAUUACUACGAGAUGGGGUUCGGGAACAGCUGGAUUCCUUACCUGAUGACCAAUCAGUCUUUGUGAAAGACAUGGCGUACGGAGUCACCAACUUCCUGGACCUUCUCCCGAGCAAAGAAUCGGGCUUCAAACACACUUUCCUAAUCCGUGACCCGGAAAGAGUUUUCCCGUCCUGGAGGAACCUCCUUAUGGCUCAGAUGAAGAGACUUCCACUUCCGGGUCAGAAGCCUAUAGACGAGUCAACCUUCGAUAUGACCACAGAUCCUGGUUUCAUGAUGCCUGGAUACACCUACAAGUGCCAGUACGACCUCUGGCGGCACGUCAAAGAACACUUUGACCCGGAACCAGUAGUGAUUGAUAUUGAUGAGCUGGUGGCCAACCCCAAGCAACUCCUACCGAAGUAUUUUGAAGCUUGUGGAAUGCCUUGGGAUGAGAGUCUCUUAUCCUGGGACGCGAGCCCAGCGGUAGCCCGGGAAUGGAGGACUCUGUACCCAAUGGGUUUUGGUGAGAGCGUGACCUAUCAGAGAGCGUUGGCGUCGACUUCUUUUCAACCGUCCCGACCUAAACUGCAACGGUCGGACAUGACACCUGAUGCAAUCAAGGCAAUCGACGAAACUGCGGACUUCUACAAGGAAAUGGCGGCAAGUCGAAUCACUGUGGAUUAAACUAUCAGACCCUCUAAAACGUGGUCUACUAAACCUGCAGGAGAUUGAACAUACAUCUUUGACCAUCCAGUAUAAUACUUAAUGUGCUAUUUAAAAGUGGCGCCUCUUGUGAAUUCAGCGCCAUAUUUUAAUACAAAUAUUUUCUUUUUGUGUAUAUUCCAGACUUCACCAUGUUCCUUGUCGAUGUUUAAGAGGUCGAAAUAUGCCACGGGGAGGGGGGGCUACAGACGUAUGUCGAGACACCAAUUUUCAGCUUAAAUUUACGUUCCAGAGCAUCACCAAUAUUUAUACGAAGCCAUGGAAAUUCCUAUUUUUCCUCGUUCCGAAGACUCAAAAUAAUUUGUCGUUCCAGUGCCUGCUCAUCCUCAGCGUGCUGCGCUGAGGAUGAGCAGGCACUGGAACGACAAAUUAUUUUUUUGCCGAAUUUCCAUUUACCCCAUGCGUUCAAAUAUCGUGUCACCUAUUGGGUUUUUGAUCGUAGAGCAGUUCCGGAGACCCUCAUUUUAAGACCAAAGUUUAGUUCCAGAGCCCAAUGUUUUCGUUUUGAUGAGGCACAUAGGUAUCAUUUUAAUUCGAGUACCCCCUCCCCAGGAUGCCACCUUUCUGCUUCAUUUAUCGAUUGUUAUUGCUAUUUAGUUAUUUCAAGUGUAAUAAUUAUGAUACUUAUUUUGUUAUUGCAUUGAAUUAAUCAUUUUGAUCAUAAUGUAUGUUUCUGAUGUAUGAAAUAAACGAAAAGAAAAGAAAUU